This is a messenger RNA of Ricinus communis (castor bean), 5308 nucleotides long. RefSeq names its product disease resistance-like protein DSC1. The transcript has 12 exons. Gene Ontology annotation, molecular function: ADP binding. Gene Ontology annotation, biological process: defense response; signal transduction. Bases 529 to 4974 code for a protein of 1481 amino acids. Lineage: Eukaryota; Viridiplantae; Streptophyta; Magnoliopsida; Malpighiales; Euphorbiaceae. The record is from RefSeq and is a predicted model, not a curated record.
ACCAACAAGAUAUUUAAACCUGAACGAUUAUGUUGACUUGGGAAAUUGUGAAGCUCCUUUUGGAGUUGAUUCCAUUGGAUUAGAGAUGGUAAUGAGGUACCACAAAAAUGGGUUUCCUUGAAUUGUAUGAUAACGGACUGUUUUAAGGCUGGAAAUUAAAAUGGCAGAAACAUCAAACAUGAUUAUGUGGUGAAUUGGUGUUUCAAUUUCACAUCCAUGGGGCUAAUAGGGAAAAAAGAAUAGGUGUUGAUGGUGGAGAUGUGGUAGUUCUGAGUCUAGGAAUGAUGCCAUUUAAGGCUCUGAAGAUACAAGGAUAGGUGUCAUCAAGUCCGGAUACUGGAAGAAGGGAAUGGAGAAAGAGAAAACAGGGCCAAAAGAAAAGAAGUAGCGGCAGAUGCAAAAGUCUCAAGGUCUUUAUCAAAGAAGAAAAUCACGCAGAAGGUCUAUGCACUUUGUUUCUAUGCAAAGUAAACUAGCUAUACUUUGUAAAAAUAAGCACCAUUGGAUGAUUAAGAGGAAUAAUAUCCUAUGGUGAUAGAAGCAAAGGGAAGACGGAAGUAUGAAAAGAAUAAUAAAGUCACGAUAGAAAGUCAAAAGCUUUUUGUUAAGCAAUUACCUCUGCCUCAGUUCUCUCAUCUUCCAUCUGAUCUUAUUGAUACAAACUAUCCAACAAUGACAUCAAGUUUCUCUGCUUCUGCCCGCAUUCAGAAUUGGAAGUAUGAUGUUUUCUUGAGCUUCAGAGAUGAAGACACUCGAAACAAUUUUAUUAGCCAUUUCCAUGCUGCUUUAAGUAGAAAAUCAAUUAGAACAUUCAUUGAUGAUGAACUUAGAAGAGGAGAUGAAAUCACACGGUCACUUUUGAAAAAGAUUGAAGAGUCGAAAAUUGCAGUUGUCAUUUUCUCAAGAAACUAUGCAUCUUCAACUUACUGUUUGGAUGAACUUGAAAAGAUAAUAGAAUGUCACGAGUGCUAUGGACAAACAGUUAUACCCAUCUUUUUCAAUGUAAAUCCAUCAGAUCUACUGGAGCCGGACACUGGGAUUUUUGCAGAAGCGCGAAAAAGGUAUUAUGGAAAAGUUGAACAAAGUGCAAGGAUGGAAGAAAUGGUGGAAGGAUUCUGUGAUUGGAAAAGAUCUGAACAAGAUCAGGAGAAAUUGGACAAAGUACAAAGGUGGAAAGUUGCCCUGAAGAAAGCAGGCAAUCUAUCUUGGCAUGAUUUGCAGAUAAACAGGAGGGAAUCUGAACUUGUUGAUAAAAUUGUCAAUGAUGUUUGGAAAAGAGUGAAACAAGUAUCGCCAAUCGUUUCAGACUUUUUGGUGGGGGUGGAUUUACAGAUUGAGCGCAUCAAAUCAUUAUUACUUGUUGGCUUAUCUGAUGUUCGCGUUCUAGGAAUUUGGGGUAUGGGCAGUAUAGGAAAGACAACUUUAGCUGGAGCUGUUUUUAAACAAAUUGCAUUUCAAUUUGAAGGCUGCUGCUUUCUUUCAAAUAUUGGGAAAGAGUCACAGAAGUGUGGAGGAUUGACUCGUCUAGGAGAGGAGCUUCUUUCUAAAGUUCUAAAAGAAAGAGAAGUAAAAUUAAAUACACCUGAUAUUAGAUCCUCGCAUUUUAAGGAAAUGCUCCGCCAUAACAGGGUUCUAAUUGUACUUGAUGAUGUGAACAACAUAGAACAAUUGGAAUAUUUUGCUGGAGAUCCUUGUUGGUUUGGUUCAGGAAGUAGAGUUUUUGUAACAAGUAGAGAUAAGCAACUGCUUAGUAUAACUGUUGAUGUUACAUAUGAAGUUAAGGAGUUAAAUUAUGAGGAUGCUCUUCAUCUUAUCUGUUGGAAUGCCUUUAAGCAGAAAAGCCCCUUGGAAGAUUUUGUGGCCCUGACGCAUUUAGUGGUAAGAUAUGCCAGAGGUAAUCCUUUGGCUCUAAAAGUUUUGGGUUCCAUGUUAUAUGGAAAGAGCAAAACAGAAUGGGGAAGUGCGUUGAAGAAACUGACAAGAGCUCCUCAUAAAGAUAUCCAAGAUAUUCUGAAAUUUACUUAUGAUAACCUGGAUGAUGAAGAGCGCGAUAUUUUUCUUCAUAUUGCAUGUUUGUUUGAAAGUGAGGAUCGAGACCGAGUGACACAGGCACUAGAUGGUUGUGGCUUCUCCGCGGAUAUUGGAAUAAGCAUACUUGUUGAUAAAUCCCUUCUAACUAUUUCGAAAAAUAAGCUAAAAAUGCAUGAUUUACUACAAGAAAUGGGAAGGGAAAUUGUACGCCAAGAAUCCAAAAGACCAAGUGAGUGCAACAGGUUAUGGAAUCCUGAUGACAUCUAUAAAGUACUCGAGGAAAAUACUGGAACUGAAGCAAUUGUAGGCAUACUCUUAGGGAUGUCUGAAGCAAGAAAGUCGGAAUUAAAUCGGAAUGCCUUUACAAGGAUUUCUAAUCUUAAAUUUCUCAUAUUACGCAUGUCUAUUAACUGUGGUGGCUUUGAAGAAGAAUGUAAGGUCCAGUUUCCUGAGGGACUUGAAUCUCUACCUCAACAGCUGCGGUAUCUUUAUUGGCAUGGAUACCCAUUAAAAUUUCUACCAGCCAAUUUCCAUCCAACGAAUCUUAUUGAGCUGAACUUUCCAUAUAGUAGACUUGAAGGACUGUGGGAAGGAGACAAGGAAAGGUUGGAGCGGCCUUUCCCUGCCACAGGGAUGGUUGCUCUCUUUCUCAGGGCCUGUGAUGACCUGCCCUGCACAGGCUUUUUGCCUGUGCAGUUGGCAGUCCACUUCAAUAUGUUUAGUUCGUUCAUGAAACACAUGGUUAGAUGCAAUGUGACGGGUGGCUUGGUUAUCACAAUGCAUCGUCAUAGGUCUGUUGAUUUCAACCUUCAUAUCUUUGAGGACUUGCUUGAUCCAGAUGAGUUCGCUAGAUGCCAUUGCACUACCGAUCUAGCAACCACGUUCUGCUUCUUGCUUUUCCAUGUUACUAAGUUUCCUCCCACAGAGACACAAAAACCAGUGGUUGACUUCUUGUCACUGCUUCCUGCCCAAUCUGCAUCAGAGAAUCCAACUAUAGAGUUAAAAUUGUUAUUUUUCAUCCAUAUUCCCUGUCCUGGGGUUCCCUUUAGGUCUAGUGACAGUGAGGUGAGCCUGGAAAUUUGGGGCUCCAUAGUGCUGGUAAGCAGUGACAUGACCAAGUGGUCUGUCGUCUGCCAUUCUUCAAUUUUUUCUGCUUCUUCUUCUGUCGGGUCUUCUGGUCUAGAUUAUAUUGGCCAAUCUGUUAUCGGUUUGAGACAUGAUGAAUUUCCAAAAAGGAAUUCUGAGAAUGUGGUUUUUGUUUGCUUGAUUGAUAUCUCACAGCCUGCCCUGCACAGGCUUUCUGCCUGUGCAAUGUCUGAGGCCAUGCUUUCUUUAUUUCCUCUUUUAACAGUUCCCUCGUCAAUCGGCCAGCUUACCAAGCUAACUUUCAUGAGCUUGAGGUACAGUAAAAAUAUUCGAAGUUUUCCAACUACCAUUGAUCUGCAAUCUCUUGAGACUCUUGAUCUUUCUGGAUGCUCAAAUCUCAUGAUGUUUCCUGAGGUUUCAAGGAACAUACGAUAUUUAUAUUUAAAUGAGACUGCAAUACAAGAAGUGCCCUUGUCAAUUGAGCACCUCAGCAAACUUGUCGUAUUAGAUAUGAAAUAUUGCAACGAGCUUGAGUGUAUACCAAGCACUAUUUUCAAGUUAAAAUCUCUUGGAGUUCUUAUUUUAUCUGGUUGCAAGAAGCUAGAGAGCUUCCCAGAAAUUUUAGAGACCACGAAUCAUUUACAGCACCUUUCCUUGGAUGAAACAGCCAUGGUCAAUCUUCCAGAUACCUUCUGCAACUUGAAAGCUCUUAAUAUGCUUAAUUUCUCUGAUUGCUCGAAACUUGGAAAGCUGCCAAAAAAUAUGAAGAAUUUAAAAUCUUUGGCAGAGCUCAGAGCAGGAGGAUGCAAUCUAUCAACAUUACCUGCUGAUCUUAAAUAUUUAUCCUCUAUCGUAGAGCUGAAUCUAAGCGGGAGCAAUUUUGAUACGAUGCCUGCAGGCAUUAAUCAACUUUCUAAGCUGAGAUGGAUUAACGUGACUGGCUGCAAGCGGCUUCAAUCAUUACCGGAGCUUCCUCCACGAAUAAGAUAUUUGAAUGCACGUGACUGUAGAUCAUUGGUAUCGAUAUCUGGCCUGAAGCAGCUGUUUGAGCUGGGAUGCAGCAAUUCUUUGGAUGAUGAGACUUUUGUUUUUACCAAUUGCUUUAAAUUGGAUCAAGAUAAUUGGGCCGAUAUUCUGGCAAGUGCACAGCUGAAAAUUCAGCAUUUUGCCAUGGUAAGGAAACAUUACGAUCGCGAACUCUAUGAUGAAACUUUUAUUUGCUUUACCUAUCCUGGUACCGAAACUCCAGAGUGGUUCGCAGACAAAAGCAUGGGAAGUUCUGUCACAAUUCAGCAUUUCCCUCCAGAUUGGCUAAACCACAGGUUCUUGGGUUUUGCUGUGUGCUUGGUUGUCGCCUUUGAUGAUCGUUUUCUUUGUGAGUACCCUCGUGGAAUUGUUGCAUGUAAGUGCAAUUUUCAAAACAGCUAUGGUGGCUGCAACAAUCAUAUUUUCACUUUGAACAGUUGGAAAUAUUUCCCAGCUAAAUCCUAUGGAUCAAAGCAUGUGUUCAUGUGGUAUGAUUGCCGUUGGUAUGGUACCAUUGUUGCUAAAAGCAAUUGGCUUAACGAAUGCUGCUGGUGCAAUGAGAUCUCAUUUGAAUUUUCUGCUGAAAUACUUGAUUAUAACAAUAAUGAAAAUGGUCACCAGGUGGAAAAUGCAAAUUUUCCUGAAGUGGAGAAGUGUGGGGUUCUUCUACUAUAUUCCAAAGAUGAGGAGAGCAACCAGAUGGAAUUAAUGCCAGCGGAAGUGACAAAGAAGAGAAGUGGCAACUCUGCAGAAGAAAAAGAGGAGCCACACCUGAAAAAAAUGAAAGAACUCAAAGGCUUUCCUGUACAAUCAUCAUACAUGGAGGAGUGAAUUCAUGGGGUCCAAUGUAUUAUAAUUCUACAAGAGCACAGUGGAUUACUUGGCUCAGUUCAGCUCAGCAUAUUUGGCUACUGUGAGCACUGAAUUCUCUUCCAAAAUUCCAUGCUUUUAUUUUUCAUUACAAGCUUUUUAUCCAAGAUUCUCCUCUCAUAGCUAGAGAUAUUAAUUUUGGGGGCUUAAAGUAUUAUGCCACUGAAAUCAUUUAAAUUAUUAAUCAGUUGCUGCAAUUAGAUAUCUCUGAACUUUAAAUUAGUUAAACUUUGAACAUCUCUUGUAAUUUGUCGAAAGCAAGGAAAUUAUUCAUACGUCUUUAUUACUUCCUUCA